Messenger RNA from Diorhabda carinulata, 4030 nucleotides. Its product is annotated as GATA-binding factor A-like. The coding region runs from base 147 to 1232 and encodes 361 amino acids. The record is from RefSeq and is a predicted model, not a curated record. Lineage: Eukaryota; Metazoa; Arthropoda; Insecta; Coleoptera; Chrysomelidae. Gene Ontology annotation, molecular function: RNA polymerase II cis-regulatory region sequence-specific DNA binding; DNA-binding transcription factor activity, RNA polymerase II-specific; zinc ion binding. Gene Ontology annotation, biological process: positive regulation of transcription by RNA polymerase II; cell fate commitment; negative regulation of transcription by RNA polymerase II. The transcript is spliced from 4 exons.
CUUGUACACUACGUAUACCAGAUAGUUCCAGUGCAAUUGUAUAUAUUUAUAUAAACAAUAUUGUGAAGUGAUAUUUCCGUCAGUUUUAUAGUGGGUGUUUAAAAAAAUUAGCGAUAUAAAAGGGAUGCGAUCAAAUUGACGUCAAAAUGUUCCAUACUGCCCCUAACGCAGUCGGAUACAACGAAACCGCCCCCAACUUCCACCAACACAUCCAACAAUCCCCCGUUUACGUACCGAGCAACCGCGCCAUGCCCCAAUACACCACCCCGUCAACCACCCAUUUCGGUAGCACGCACCAAAGUAAUUGGCACGGGGGUAGCUACCCCGAGAUGACCACCACAACCGCGCACCCUUUAGGAUCGUCCCCGCACCACGCAGGAACCCUGGCGGGACAAUUUUACGCGCAAAAUAUGAUGAUGAGCGGCUGGAGGCCAUACGAUAGUACCGCGUUCCAAAGGACGAGCCCUUACGGCAUGGAUUACGAAUCCGGGAUGGAUUUUCCAUUCGGAGAGGGUCGCGAAUGCGUCAAUUGCGGCGCUAUUUCCACCCCCCUUUGGCGUCGAGACGGUACCGGCCAUUAUCUGUGCAACGCUUGCGGUUUGUACCAUAAAAUGAACGGCAUGAAUCGACCCUUAAUAAAACCGUCGAAACGUUUGACCGCUACCAGACGAUUAGGAUUAUGUUGUACGAAUUGCGGUACUAGAACGACGACGUUGUGGCGAAGAAACAACGACGGCGAACCGGUAUGUAACGCGUGCGGUUUAUAUUUCAAACUGCACGGCGUAAACCGACCUUUAGCUAUGCGCAAAGACGGUAUACAAACGCGCAAACGUAAACCGAAGAAGACGACGGGCGGAGACCGCGACGACGGUAGCUCCGCCUCUACGGAAGGUAAGGUGAACGCCCUUUUUAUCUCAUUGGAUCCGACGUGUGUGUGUGUUUCAGAUAAAAAAACGCCCCAAACAACAAAUCAGCCGGUUUCACAAGAGGAAAAAUCAUCGACGGGCUUAGAACGACCUUAUUUAGGUCAUACGUCGUUGUUGCCGGCUACGAGCACCGCCGGCGCUAUAAAAAGCGAACCGAUUUACGAUUAUAAUAAUUGCGUACAGGGUCAAACGCCGUACGCCUAUCAACAAAUAUUCGGUUUUUCUAAUAAUAAUAAUAGUCAUAACGAAGCCUAUCAUCAUCAGCAUCACGUGACGGCGGCGGCUAAAUUAAUGGCGUCGUCGUAAUUAAACGCGAUGAUAUUUUUUGAGACGCACUGUAUGUUUAAAAAAAUUCAACGAUCAAUCUAAUAGUAAUCGAUGACUAAUUAUCGGAAUUUAAUUAAUUAUUUAUUAUACGAUUCGGUGUUGACGUAAUCGUUCCAAAAAUAUACAGGGUGAUUGAUUAAUAUGAUAAAGUGCAGCGCCCACUUUGUCCUUCGAGAUGUCGAUUUGAAAAUUUGAAAAAUCAUAGACGUUAUCAAUCUUCGCGUUUUGAAAUUAUUUACAAUCUUACAGGGUGUUCUUGAAAGCUGUGCCAUAUCGAAGUUACAUUUUUUUUUUGGAACACCCUGUAUUUUAUCGCAUAUUUAAAAUCGACUUGACUUUUCCAUUACAAUAAUAUAGGGUUGUGAUAUGUUCUACGGGGUGAAUGAAAAGUAAUAAACAAUUUUCGAUAAAAAUCGUAAUUUAUAUAAUACCCUGUAUAAUGUAACUGAUUUUCAAGAAUUUAAAUCUGUUGUUUGCAAAACAUUCGAAUAGUAGUAAAAAUUGUUUAUUUCGAUUAUUUCCAUUGAUUCUGAUACAGGGUGAAUCAAAAUACUAAUACGUUAUUUUAUCGAUUUUUUCAAAGCGAAUCACCCUGUAUUUUUUAUCGGACAUUCCUCAUACCUAAAAUAUAAGGGUCGAUCUUUAUCCUACGCUCCAAAAAAGGACGAAAUUUUCUUAAAAUAGCUUAAAAUACGACUGAAAAAUAAUUUAAAUAUAAAAGUCGAUUUUUCUUGUUAAAAGCAAUAAAAAUAAGGUAUUUUAUUCUGUUUAUUUUCUUGAUGAAACUUUGGAGUUAUCGUGAAAUCAAAAAAGAAAGAUUUUUAAUCUACAGGGGCGUUCGAAAUUAAAUUCAAAAAUCGUUUAUGAGAUAAUUUAUUAACCAUUUUUUCAAUGCACCCUGUACACAAAACGAAAUUUUAUCACGUUUAUUUUCUUGAUGAACCUUUGGAAUUAUCGUGAAAUCAAAAAAGAAAGAUUCUUAAUCUACAGGGGCGUUCGAAAUUAAAUUCAAAAAUCGUUUAUGAGAUAAUUUAUUAACUAUUUUUUCAAUGCACCCUGUACACAAAACGAAAUUUUAUCACGUUUAUUUUCUUGAUGAACCUUUGGAAUUAUCGUGAAAUCAAAAAAGAAAGAUUCUUAAUCUACAGGGGCGUUCGAAAUUAAAUUCAAAAAUCGUUUAUGAGAUAAUUUAUUAACUAUUUUUUCAAUGCACCCUGUACACAAAACGAAAUUUUAUCACGUUUAUUUUCUUGAUGAAACUUUGGAGUUAUCGUGAAAUCAAAAAAGAAAGAUUUUUAAUCUACAGGGGCGUUCGAAAUUAAAUUCAAAAAUCGUUUAUGAUAUAAUUUAUUAACUAUUUUUUCAAUGCACCCUGUAUACAAAACGAAGUUGUAUCACGUUUAUUUUCUUGAUAAACCUUUGGAAUUAUCGUGAAAUCAAAAAAGAUAGAUUCUCAAUCUACAGGGGCGUUCGAAAUUAAAUUCAAAAAUCAUUUAUUGGAUAAUUUAUUAAAUAUUUUUUUCAAUGUACCCUGUAUACUAAACGAAAUUGUAUCACGUUUAUUUUCUUGAUGAACCUUUGGAAUUAUCGUGAAAUCAAAAAAGAAAGAUUCUUAAUCUACAGGAGCGUUCGAAAUUAAAUUCAAAAAUCGUUUAUGAGAUAAUUUAUUAACUAUUUUUUCAAUGCACCCUGUACACAAAACGAAAUUUUAUCACGUUUAUUUUCUUGAUGAAACUUUGGAGUUAUCGUGAAAUCAAAAAAGAAAGAUUUUUAAUCUACAGGGGCGUUCGAAAUUAAAUUCAAAAAUCGUUUAUGAUAUAAUUUAUUAACUAUUUUUUCAAUGCACCCUGUAUACAAAACGAAGUUGUAUCACGUUUAUUUUCUUGAUAAACCUUUGGAAUUAUCGUGAAAUCAAAAAAGAUAGAUUCUCAAUCUACAGGGGCGUUCGAAAUUAAAUUCAAAAAUCAUUUAUUGGAUAAUUUAUUAAAUAUUUUUUUCAAUGUACCCUGUAUACUAAACGAAAUUGUAUCACGUUUAUUUUCUUGAUGAACCUUUGGAAUUAUCGUGAAAUCAAAAAAGAAAGAUUCUUAAUCUACAGGGGCGUUCGAAAUUAAAUUCAAAAAUCGUUUAUGAGAUAUUUUAUUAACUAUUUUUUCAAUGCACCCUGUAUACAAAACGAAAUUGUAUCACGUUUAUUUUCUUGAUGAACCUUUGGAAUUAUUGUGAAAUCAAAAAAGAAAGAUUCUUAAUCUACAGGGGCGUUCGAAAUUAAAUUCAAAAAUCGUUUACAAGGAUAAUUGAGCCCUUAAAAAAAUUUUAUAUAAAUAUUUAACUCUAUAUUAGACUGUAAAUAUAAAAAAUGUAAUUGCUUUAAGACUGUGACGUAAUUGUACAUAAAAAUCUGCUUGAAGUUGACAUAUAUAUAAAUAUAAUUUUAUUCAUCGAUUUUUUCGACUUCCCCUCGUAAUAAUACGAAGACGUAUUUAUAAUUACCCGGCUUCUAAAGUCUCCAUUAAAUCGUUUAAAUCCAUUUAAUUCUUAUAUUUAAUGCACGCUUUAUUACUACGAGGGAUAUUACGGAAAUCAUACGAGGGUUAGUUCGAAAUUUAUUUAAAAAAAAUUGUCGAUUUCGAGUGUUUUUUUUUCUUUCUUUUCUUUUUGACUCUAGCAGGGUCGGAAUCUUUGUAAAUAAUACAUAAAUAAUUUUUUUAAUCAUUUGUACAAAAAAUAGUAGCGCUUUUAAUAUUCGUCAUCGUAUAAAUUAAAUUUGAAUCAUA